Messenger RNA from Penaeus monodon (black tiger shrimp), 3305 nucleotides. RefSeq names its product protein bunched, class 2/F/G isoform-like. Gene Ontology annotation, biological process: regulation of transcription by RNA polymerase II. Bases 816 to 1253 code for a protein of 145 amino acids. Lineage: Eukaryota; Metazoa; Arthropoda; Malacostraca; Decapoda; Penaeidae. The transcript has 3 exons. The record is from RefSeq and is a predicted model, not a curated record.
CCUCGCUGGCGUCACUGCCACUGGUACACGCAGAAACUCCCUCACCCUUCACACUUUCGCCGUCAGAUGAAUGGCGUGUCGUAGGGCAAACGUUGCUCAGUGCGGCGUGAGGGCCGAGUGACGAGCUGGCGGCGAGGGAGGAACCAGGGAACAGUCCAAGAAAUUAUGACCUAGUAAGGCAAUUAACCCGCCAGCCUGCCGUGCUCCUCUCACGUACUUCUACCCGAGCCCCAACGUCGCCCCGGAGAUACACUUCAAUGCAUUAAGUGACGCCGUGCGUGGCGCUAAUUCCGUGACUGUUCACGGCGUGGUGAAGUCUGUUCGGAUCAUGCAUAGUGAGCACCGCCGCUUGCACCCUGUGCCCGAGGGAAGCCAUGUGUUGCGAGUAGCCAGUGUGCCAUCGCUCCCCUGCGUCGCGAAUUUCAGUGUUACGUGAACCGGGGGGUCAGCGCAUGCAGAGCAAGUACACGCGAGACCAUCUGUUAUAGUUGGGAAAGUGAUUCGCUGCUUCAGCCGUUGUGUUUGACCGUGAGUUCGGCCAGGUCUGGGUGUCGGAUUUCGCCGUUCGUCGGCCGUGGUGUUGCGCCUUCGAAGCCCCAAGGGGAUAAGUCGCUCGUACCCAAGCACCCUGUACCUGGCAGAGGAAACUAGCUGGAAAUUAAUGUCUCGGGAAGUGGAACAACUCUCGGUGAGAGAUGAGACGCGAUGUGUACAGUAGUAGUGUGUUGGUUUCGCCGCUGAGAGUGUAAAGAGCGAGGAGCGCCCGGGAGUGCCCAGUGUAUGUGUGUGUAGUGGGAACUGCCGGAGUGAAGGUGAUGGCUCAACCUCCAGCUUUCUUGAGAUUGGAGGUCCUCACCGCUCACACCCCUGUUACCACUGCCCCUUCUACUGCUGAUGCCACAGCUGCUGCCGCUGCUGUUACUACUGUUCCCGCCGCCGCUGCUUCUGUGACUGCCGUUACCGCUGCUACAGCUGUUGCUGCUGCUACACCAGGAUCCAAUGUCGUCGACAAACUCGGCGCCUCCACCGCCAGCACAGUCGCCAUUGACAACAAGAUCGAGCAAGCAAUGGAUUUGGUUAAGUCCCACUUGAUGUUCGCGGUGCGAGAGGAGGUGGAGGUCCUGAAGGAGAAGAUCACGGAAUUGAUGGAGCGCAUCAACCAGCUGGAGUACGAGAACACCGUCCUGCGGCAGUAUGCGACGCAGGAGGCGCUCCAGCAGAUCCAGCAGCCCCACCACAACUCCAACACCUGAACCCCCGCGCCCCACCAUUAACACAGCGCCUCCUCAUGGCCGUCCUCGUGGUGGCCCCCCCCAACUCCCUCUCGGCGGCAGCUGAUGCAGCGGUUCCUGGGCCUUAGGCGGCCUGAGCGGUGUGCACCGUCUUCGGCGGGCUGACCCCGGCCGCCCGCCCCGCCCACACGCCGCCCACGGACGCCCACGGCACCCAGCAUCCUCAUACAAGCUCAUCUUCAUUUCCAUUACGGCUCCGGCUAAUUAUUUAGGCUUUGUUGUGUAUAUAGUCCAUUCAGUCUCCACCAAGUUUGUACACAUUAUUUUUGUUGGCCUUGUAUUACAAUAGUGAGGUGUAAGGAGUUUGUGAGCGUGAUGAUAGAUGAAUCAAUAUAUAUAAAUGUAUGUUUUGCUUGGCUUACCGUCAAGAGGACAGGGCGCGCGGUCGCAGCAGGAGCAGCUGGGCAGCCGGGGGCCGCCCCGCCGGCUGCCCUCUUUUCAAGAAGCGCUUGGACCACGCUGGACCCGCGCCUCCUCACGCACUCCACACAGCGCUCAUACACUCCAACACACGUGUUGUGUUCACAGCAUCUCCAUCAUUAUUCAGAAUUAUUUGUCAGUGAUGUCUAAGGGUAGUGAGGUAGCAAAGUGGUGAUGGUGACGCGAGAAGGACAGCAGCGCGACGGGUGAGCGAGUGACGCCCGGCGCCCAAGGAACGCCGGCCACGACAGAUACGGUGGCGUGGCUCAAGCACACGCACUCUGAGGCCAGCAAUGCACAGGUCAACCCGCGCUGAUCAAUCCCUCUGCUCGGAGAAGUCGAAGGUGUCAGCUGUUGGUAUGUUUUACUGCCUUACGUGGGACAAGAUACGACAGGUUAUAUAGAUUUAUCUUCUGUGAAUGAUGACCCCCCCCCCCCCGCCUUCCCCAGGAUAAAGCUUGUACCGACAGCAGUACUGUAGUUACACAAAGGUGCUCACGGCUAGCAUGAAACACCUGAAAAUGUAAAAUGUCUACUGAUCAGGAGGACUGAAGCCUCCCCCACCCCGCGCUCUCCCGCCCCAACGACCCUGUGCCUCAGAAGACAACCCCAGUAUAGGAGCACCCUGCUUGGCACUAAGCACGUGAAGGCAUGUGAUAUUGUAGUGUAUCCUUCCCUCCUCUCCUUCCUCCCUCUCUCUCCCCACCGCUUUCUCACCCUCCUCCUCUUCCUCUUCCUCCGUUUCCUCCUCUUCUCCUUCUCGCCCCCAGCCCAGGUCAGCACCUCAAAGGAGGUAGCUCAUUCACUUCCUCAUAUUGGGGAGGUUCCUCGUAGUGCCGGCGGCCGGAGGGCCAUCCGGGGGAGGUUCUCGCUCCUCCCCGGGUGAUGACGACGCACUCCCUGCUUGAGGCUUGACGAGGCUAGUCGAACUUUUACCAUGUAGUGUCCACGUUUGACAAGUGGACGGAAGUCACUUUUUGUCCAGUUUUCCGCUGUGCCAUUCUGCCUGAGGUAUUGUAGGACCACGACCAGCCAAACACAAACUAGAGGUCUCACAACGAAUCUCUAGAACUCUGAAGAAAAUUUAUGUAUGACUUUAAAGCUUCUCUUAUUUUUUAAACAAAAGAUUGACAAGGUUUACUUUUUAAUAAAAAGAUAUAUUGUAUUAUGAUUUCGAUGUGUAUUGAGCCUUUAUGAUAUUUUUAUGCCCCUUGUGUUUAUUCUUGUCAAUGUCGAAACUGCUCUCAGAAACUGUAUUUUGUUAUAUGUACAUUUCUAGUUACUGUAACAUUGUUGCUCAUUACAGUCUCCUGCUGUCAUACUAUUAAAAGUUCCUGAGGUAAUAUAGGUUUGAGUAUUUUUUUUCUCUCUCUCUCGGUGAAUGCAAAUCGCUUGUGUAAUGUCCUGCCGACUGACUGGUGAUGUGUACUAAGGUGAUAUAAUGUAAAUAGCGUUAAGAGUGUUGUCCCGCGUAACGAUCAGGACAAUCUCGUUCAAUUCUCAACCGGUAUUCAGCUACUGGGCAGAGUAAUACUCGCUCGCCCACCUUACCAUACACAAGAUUUGUAUAAGAAUAAAGCUAUUGAUAUUUAA